Messenger RNA from Rosa rugosa (rugosa rose), 3212 nucleotides. RefSeq names its product ribonuclease TUDOR 1-like. Gene Ontology annotation, molecular function: RNA binding; nuclease activity. Gene Ontology annotation, cellular component: nucleus; cytosol; RISC complex. NCBI's taxonomy places the organism in Eukaryota, Viridiplantae, Streptophyta, Magnoliopsida, Rosales, Rosaceae. The transcript has a single exon. Bases 257 to 3046 code for a protein of 929 amino acids. Gene Ontology annotation, biological process: regulatory ncRNA-mediated gene silencing; mRNA catabolic process. The record is from RefSeq and is a predicted model, not a curated record.
UGGAGUGAAUCUCAAAAUAGUCGGGAAAUCUUUUAUUUACAAUGAUCAGUAUCUAACUAUGAUCAGGAUUGCUGUCCUGUCCUUAAUUGGUUUUGCUUCUCUUCCAAAGUUUCCAUACCAAGAUAGGAUUUUUAGUCCUUACCUUACAAGGUCUACGAACUCCCCUGUCCCUUUAUAAAUACCUCGAUUACUCCACAAGCAAUGCAUAAAAAAAAACAUUUAAUACAAACACUCUCUCAAUAUUUGAUUAGUUUCGAUGGCCUCAUCAGCAGGAUGGUUGAAAGGAAAAGUGAAGGCGGUUACUUCAGGGGAUACCCUUGUGAUCAUGGCCCUCAACCCAGACAAGACCGGAAUCCCACGAGAAAAAACAAUCACUCUGUCCUCACUUAUGGCGCCCAGGUUGGCCCGAAGAGGCGGCGUUGAUGAUCCCUUUGCAUGGUACAGCAGAGAGUUUCUGAGGCAGCUCUGCUUAGGAGAGGAGGUUGUCUUCAAGGUGGACUAUGUUAUAAAAUCCAUAGACCGGGAUUUCGGUUCUGUCUUCCUUGCCAAGAGCAACGAUAAUGUCGCAAAGGUUGUUGUUUCUCAAGGCUGGGCAAAGGUCAGGGAGCCACAGAGUCAGCCAACAGGUCCGAGACAGGGACAACAGAAACAGAUAGUAGAAGUUAGUCCUUACCUUGAAGAACUUCUUAGCCUCGAAGAGAAAGCAAAGACUGAAGGUCUUGGUUGCUGGACCAAGGUUCCGGGUGCUGCUGAGGAAUCUAUUAGGUGUCUACCUCCCAACAACAACUUUGAUGCAAUGAGUCUGUUAGCAGAAAACAAGGGCCAGCCCAUGGAGGCUAUUGUGGAGCAAGUUCGUGAUGGCAGCACAUUGGGGGUUUACUUGCUUCCGGAGUUUCAGUUUGUCCAUGUAUUCGUUGCAGGAACUCGGGCCCCCUCCAUGAAAAGGAGCCAUGGAACAAAAGAAACUGUCGCAGUUGCUGAAGCGUUUGCAUUGGAAUCUAAAUUCUUUACAGAAGCUCGUGUGUUGAACAGGGAUGUACAUAUUGUUCUGCAAGGUGUUGACAAGUUCAGAAAUUUGAAUCAUUUGAUUGGGUCAGUGUAUUACCCCGAUGGAGAAUCCGAAAAGGACUUGGGGCUGGAGCUUGUGGAGAAUGGUUAUGCAAAAUAUGUCGAAUGGAGUGCAAACCUGAUGGAGGAAGAUGCAAAGAAACAGCUCAAGGCUGCAGAGCUUGAAGCUAAGAAAAGCAAGUUGAGGAUGUGGACAAAUUACGUACCCCCAGCUACAGGUUCAAAGCCAAUUCAUGACAAGAAUUUCACAGGAAAGGUUGUGGAGGUUGUGAGUGGGGACUGCAUCAUUGUGGCUGAUGAUUCUCUUCCAUCUGGCAGUCCACUAGCAGAGAGGAGAGUCAAUCUUUCUAGUAUUUGGUGUCCGAAGAUGCACAAUCCUCGUAGAGAUGAAAAGCCGGCUCCAUAUGCACGCGAAGCAAAGGAGUUGCUGAGGACACGCCUUAUUGGUAGCCAAGUGAGUGUUCAAUUGGAGUAUUCUAGGAAGGUUGGCCAAGGAGAUGCAAUGGAUUUUGGAUCAGUCUUUGUGAAGGCUGUGGAGAAAGAUGCAAGUGGGCAGGUUGGGGGGAAUGUUGCUGAGCUCAUGGUUGCACGUGGCCUUGGCACCGUUGUUAAACAUCGAGAUUUUGAGGAGAGAUCGCACUAUUAUGAUGCUCUUCUUGCUGCUGAGUCGCGUGCUAUUGCCGGCAAUAAAGGAAUACAUUCUUCCAAGGAAGCCCCAGUCAUGCACACAAGAGACUUGACAACUGAACCUGCCAAGAAAGCAAGCGAGUUCUUGCCGUUCUUGCAGCGAAAUAGGAAAAUUCCUGCCAUUGUGGAAUAUGUCCUUAGUGGUCAUCGUUUUAAGCUAUUUCUUCCCAAGGAAACAUGCAGCAUUUCCUUCUCUUUCUCAGGUGUGAGAUGUCCCCGUCGUGAGGAGCCCUUUUCGGAUGAAGCAAUUGCAGUCAUGAGGCGAAGAAUAAUGCAGAGAGAAGUUGAGAUUGAGGUGGAGAGUGUUGACAAAACUGGAACUUUCUUGGGAACUUUAUGGGAAUCGGGGACCAAUAUGUCAAUUGCUCUCGUUGGAGCUGGCCUUGCAAAAUAUACUCCCUUUGGCAACAGCGAUAGGAUUCUGGAUGCUCACCUUCUUGAACAAGCUCAAAAAUCUGCCAAACAGCAGAAAUUGAAAAUCUGGGAGAAGUAUGAUCAAGGACAGGAAGUUUCCAAGAAACAGAAAAAGGUGCUAAAUGUUGUAGUUACAGAGAUUUUGGACAGCGGUAAAUUUUAUGUUCAGACAACUGAGGACCAAAACACUGCCUCUAUUCAGCAACAGCUUGCUUCUUUGAAUCUUCAAGAAUCUGAUCCUGUAACCGAUACUGAUUUCAAGCCUAAGAAGGGAGACAUUGUCCUUGCUCAGUUUAGUGCAGACAAUUCUUGGAACCGUGCAAUGAUUAUCAAUGCUCCUAGAGCAGCUGUAGAAUCCUCUCAAGACGAGUAUGAAGUGUUCUACAUUGAUUACGGUAAUCAAGAGGCUGUCCCUUUCAGUCAGUUACGGCCUCUCGACUCUUCUCUUGCCACUGCACCUGGCCUCGCCCAACUGUGCAGCCUUGCAUAUGUUAAGGUCCCAAGCUUGGAGGAUAAUUUUGGUGAAGAAGCAGCAGAGUUCUUGAGUGAGCAAACAUUGAGCAGUUCCAUAAAGUUCAGGGCCUUGAUUGAGGGAAGGGAUCUUUCAGAAGGAAAAGUUGUUAAAGGGCAGGGAACCGGACCAGCUCUUAUGGUAACUCUUGAGGCAGGUGAUGAUGAGAUGAGUAUAAAUGCUGCCAUGGUUCGAGAGGGACUUGCUAGCCUGGACAAAGAGAAGAAAUUUUGGAAGUCUUCCGAAACCUUGAGAGAGUUCCAGGAAGAAGCAAGGACCUAUCGGCGAGGCAUGUGGGAAGAUGGAGAUAUUUAUGCUCAUGUGGACAGGGCUCGUCCCAUUACAAGGACUGCUGGCAAGCGAUGAUGUUAUACUAAUGAUCAAUGAAAACUAAGUUCUAAAUAAGUUAGACACAAGAGUAAGAUCAGGUUUUGGUUUGUUGAGGUUUGACCAGAAACAAUCUGUAUUUAUUUGCUUCAGUCUAAUUAAAUGAAAACCAUGUUUCCAAUCUAAGAAUUCGUACUUGAUCUCU